Messenger RNA from Dromiciops gliroides (monito del monte), 1204 nucleotides. Its product is annotated as protein ABHD14B-like. Gene Ontology annotation, cellular component: cytoplasm. The record is from RefSeq and is a predicted model, not a curated record. Lineage: Eukaryota; Metazoa; Chordata; Mammalia; Microbiotheria; Microbiotheriidae. The transcript has a single exon. The coding region runs from base 116 to 748 and encodes 210 amino acids.
UGCACUGAUCCCUCUGAGUCCACCAGCUCCUCCCAGGAACUCAGCUCUCGGGCUGUGCCCCUCACACACCUGUGCUCUGUGUGCCCCGGGGCAGGCCCAGGACUGGAGGUGAAACAUGACCAGUGUACAGUCCAGCGAAGGCACCAUACUGGUGCAGGGACAGAAGCUCUUCUACCGGGAGGCUCGGCCUGCUGGUGGGCAGACCCCUGGCCUCUCUGUGCUCCUCCUCCAUGGCAUCCGCUUCUCCUCUGAGACUUGGCUCAAGCUGGGCACACUGGACAAACUGGCCCAGGCUGGCCACCGGGCCGUGGGCAUUGAUCUGCCAGGUCUAGGCCACUCCAAGGAGGCAUCUGCCCCCACACCCAUUGGGGAGCUGGCUCCCAGCAGCUUUCUGCAGGCUGUGUUGGAGGCUCUGGAGCUAGGGCCCACGGCCCUGGUCAGCCCAUCUCUAAGUGGAAUGUAUUCACUGCCCUUCCUCACAGCACCUAACUCCCAGCUCUGUGGCUACGUGCCCGUCGCCCCAAUCUGCACAGAUAAAGUCAGCCCUGCUGACUAUGGCCGUGUGAAGACCCCCACUCUGAUCGUGUAUGGAGACCAAGAUCCCAUGGGGGAGUCAAGCCUCAAGCACCUGCAACAGCUGCCUAACCACCAGGUGAUGGUGAUGGUGGGCGCAGGACACCCCUGCUACCUGGACAAGCCAGAGGAAUGGCACUCUGGACUCCUGGAUUUCCUGAAUGGGCUGUCAUAAGGGCCUAGGCCAGUCCCGACCCUGCCCCUACUGAUUGGGGGGAGGGGAGGGCACUGCUAGCCACAUAGCCCAGCCCCCUUUACCUGGCCUCUUACCCUUCUUUCUGGCUGGCCUGUCUGUCCAUCUCUCCACCUGCAUGGCCAUCUGUCUAUCUCUGCACCUGUCUGUCUGCUCAGGGAGCUGUCUGCCUAGCCUGCUCUGUCUUUCUUUCUCUCUCUCUCUCCUCAGCAUACAGGUGGAUAAGCAGAAUCAGGAGAAUUAAGGAGGUGCAAACCUGGGAUCUCAUCCACAUGGAGGGUAAUUUAUUAGAAACCUCUGUCUCAUGGUGCUUCCUCUGCUCUCUCCCCACCCCCCAGCUAUAGCCUUUGCUAGGUCCCUUCUUGUAGGCCUCUCCAUACCCCCUCCCUUUUCCUGUCUUUACCCACAUAGGAUUUCAUAUGUGCGUGCACGCACACA